AUGAGUGACGACGCAAGUAAUAAUCAACCGAAUAACAGUUCGACGUCUUCAUCUACACCACCUCCACAACAAGAUAAUAAUGGCAAUGUAUUUGGAAAAAUGCAACAGCAUAUUCGAACGAAUAAAGUCGACGUAGCUAUGUGGGCUACACGCAUACUCACAGUACUCUUUACAUUCAGCUACUUGGUACCGCUAAUAAGUAAUCAACAGAGCUCAUUUAACAAAGUAUUACUAUCGAAUGCAGCGACGUCAGCACUACGCCUACAUCAGCGUUUACCUUCGUUUGCAUUUACGAGGGAAUUUUUGGCCCGCCUCUUUAUUGAAGAUUCCUGCCAUUAUCUUAUGUUUUCGUUAAUAUUUUUUAAUGUGCAACCCACAUUGCUAAUUCUCAUUCCAAUUGUUUUGUUCGCCGUAUUACAUGCAUCCAGUUACUCAUUAAAAUUAUUAGACAUUAUUGGCCAAAACUCUUGGUAGGGAGCAAGAUUCUUAAUUUCGUUGGUUGAGUUCCAAAUAGUAAUAUUUUGAAGGCUGCAGCUUUUGCUGAGAUUUUUAUUAUGCCAUUGGCUAUUGUUUUCAC
Molecule: messenger RNA, 577 nt
Organism: Bactrocera neohumeralis
Lineage: Eukaryota; Metazoa; Arthropoda; Insecta; Diptera; Tephritidae
Product: Krueppel homolog 2-like
Exons: 3
Coding region: 1-474 (157 amino acids)
Biological process (GO): membrane organization; endoplasmic reticulum tubular network organization
Cellular component (GO): membrane; endoplasmic reticulum
Source: RefSeq, a predicted model, not a curated record